GCUCGUCCCGCAACAGUACAAAGUCCCAAGCCCCAAGAAACCCACCCUCGCCGGUCCCCCGUCCCCUGUCAACCGACCCCCGAGGAGAAGAGAGGAGACGAGAAGCGAGGCGAAGAGGCCAGGCCAUCCGCUGUGCCUGCUUUGCUUUGCUUAAUAGAGGGAGCGUGAGGUGCACGGUGUGGUGAUAGGCCGCGGCUAAGCACCAAAGUUUCGGAAAUGGAGCUGCUCGCUGCCGCAGCUCCGGGAAGCGGAGGCUACCGAGCAACCGGACCGAGCCAAAGCAGCGCCAGCUAGUUUUGUUUUUGCUGCGGCAACUGCGCUACUUAAGGCUGUAGGCACUACACAACACCAGCGGAAAAGGAGGGGUAAAGGUGUGUGAGGUGAAGGCGAGGGGAGAAGCGAGAAGCUCGUGAGCAGCAGCGGUGUGUGUGUGUGUGUGUGUGUGUGCGUGGGGCGAAGGGAGGGGAAGAAGAAGAAGGAGAAGGAGAACUUGUUGCUCCGGGCGUUUCUUGGGCGCGGCCAUGGACGCCUACGAGGCGACCAAGGUGGUGUUCUCCCGGAUCCAGGCGCUGGACCCUGACCACGCCGCCAAGAUCAUGGGCCUCCUGCUCAUCCAGGACCACGGCGACAAGGAGAUGAUACGCCUCGCCUUCGGCCCCGAGGCGCUGCUCCACAGCGUCAUGGCGCAGGCUCGCAAGGAGCUCGCCCUCCUCCCGCCGCCGCCGCCGCCGUCGUCGUCGUCGCCCACCGUGCCGGCGGCCCACUCGCCGUUCCUGCUGUCGCGGCAGAACUCCGGCCGCGGCCCCGCGCCGUCGCCGUCGCCGCUGUCCGCGUCCUCGCCGUCCUCGUGGGCGCAGGCGCAGCCGUUCUCGAGGAGCAAUGGGUCCGUGGAUGAGGUGGUGGGCGCUGGGGAGGAGCUAAUCAGCCCGGCGAACAGCGGGGGAGGCGCCGCGGCGAACGCGCCGCCCUUCUUUCCUCGGGGUGGGGACGUGCUCCUGGACGACUUCCAGCUGCAGGAGCAGCUCGCGUUCCUCAACGAGGGGGGCGUCAACCCCAGCCACCCUCUCCAGGGGUUCGAUGGAGCGGAGUGCCGGAGCCCCGGUCCCGGCGAGGGCGGCGGGAUGUUCCCGUACGGUCUCGGCUGGGCAAACGGUGGCCCUGGGCACCGCCGGAGCGCGUCGGUCAACGAGCUCUGCCUCGGCGGCGGCAGCAGCGACGGCUUCGGGUGGAAGCCUUGCCUGUACUACGCGCGCGGGUUCUGCAAGAACGGCAGCAGCUGCAGGUUCGUCCACGGCGACGACGCCGCCGCUCUGACGGGCGCCGCCAUGGACGCGGCCACCGCCGAGCAGCAGCAGUGCCAGGAUUUCCUCCUCCGUUCCAAGAGCCAGCGCCUCGGCCCUGCUGCCUUCCCCUAUUCACCCACAGGGUCGCUCCCCGGCUCGCCAUCCGCCGCCACCAAGUGCCUCAGCCUCUUGCUGCAGCAGCAGCACAACGACAACCAAAGAGCCGCGGCGGCGGCGGCGCUGAUGCUCGGCGGCAGCGACGAGGCGCACAAGUUCAUGGGGCGGCCGCGCCUGGACCGCGUCGACUUUGCCAGCAUGAUGAACCCCGGAUCGCGCCAGAUUUACCUCACCUUCCCGGCCGACAGCACGUUCCGCGAGGAGGACGUCUCCAACUACUUCAGCAUCUACGGUCCGGUGCACGACGUGCGCAUCCCGUACCAGCAGAAGCGCAUGUUCGGGUUCGUCACCUUCGUGUACCCUGAGACGGUGAAGCUGAUCUUGGCCAAGGGCAAUCCGCAUUUCAUCUGCGACGCCCGCGUGCUCGUCAAGCCUUACAAGGAGAAGGGCAAGGUCCCCGACAAGUACAGGAAACAUCAAGGUGACUUCUCCGGCUGCACGACCCCCACUGGCCUGGACGGCAGAGACCCAUUCGAUCUGCAUCAGCUCGGUGCGAGGAUGCUGCAGCACUCCAAUAGCACAAACGAGAUGAUGCUUCGUAGGAAACUGGAGGAGCAGCAGCAGGCUGCCGAGCUGCAACAGGCCAUCGAACUCCACAGUCGCCGUCUCAUGGACCUCCAGCUGCUCGACCUCAAGAAUAGAGCCGCAGCUGCUGUCACAACAGCAAUGGCGAUGACAAUUCCCACCGCCAAUGCCUUCGGUUCCAGUCAGCCUCUUGCCACCACCAUGGUCGAGUCACCGCCUGAUUCUGGCGAGCAGCUCAAGGGAACAGGUUACUUCACAGAAGAGAGGAAAAUGGUCAACGGAGGAGGUGAUAAGGAAGAAUCUGCUGGUGAGGCGAGCCUGAAUGCUGAUAGCGACCAAAGCUUGGAGCACAAUUUGCCGGACAGCCCGUUUGCUUCGCCGACUAAGUCCUCUGUCUCAGCUCACCAAAGUUUCACCACCACUGAUACCGGUGUCGUCGCGACAAGUAGCUGCAGUGCAUCUCAUGUAGGCAUCAGCGCGGGCACUAAUGCUGGAGGUGGAAUCAACCAUCUGCGGCCCUCUACUUUGGAUAUACCUUCGCCAAGAGACUUCUUCUCGGUUUCCAGCAGGCUGGCCUCUGAUCACGGAGCGAUUGGGAUGUAAAGUUCUCUGCAAUGGAUGAGUGAAUCCCCCAGCCUAAUCAUAGAACACAAGAAGCAAAAGAAAAGCGAUAGUGGAAUAUAGGAGAAAAGGAGUGAAGUGUCAGCAUAGUGUUAGCUCCCUUGUUUAUUUCUUUUUGGUUGCCCUUUUUAGUGGGUAGCUCUAUUAAAACCACAAGUGAAGAUGCCAUUAGCCUUUGACUAGGAAAAAAAGCCAGUAGAUGCAGACAUGCAGUGUUGUGAGAUACUUAAUAUAUAUAAGCAAUCCAGUGUUACCCCCUUAUAAUAUUAGAUAUACUAGUAGUACUCAAUUACAACUGCCAUCAACAACAUAUAUAGUUGAUGUUUACCCAGUUGUUCAUCUAAGUUGUAGGCACUAACUGUGAAGUAACUAGUAAACAAGGCCAGUAACAGCUUCUAUAUAAGUCAGAUGUAACACAGGUGCAUCCUGCUAGCUUCAGGGGAUGCAAAUAUCAUGGACAAGUGCAAAUAAUCCCAGAAGAAGCCGGAGAAGGAUCACAUGGCCAUGGCAAGAAGUGGUCUGUGAAGUAUUUUUACCUGUGCUAGUACUAAAAUAUCUCUUUGGUUCUCCUACUUGGCCAUGUUGUUUGAUCAGGAGAGUGGCAAGAUCCCACUCACACCUCCUCGGUCAGCUGCCGACCAGCGUUAUUUGCGCCCCUCAGCAGAUGCAGGCCACUUGUACAAAGGACACCUUUUCUUUGUUCUUUGAACCUCCUUUUUAUUUUUUUUUUCAGAUCUUGCUGAAUGAAUCUGUAGAUUACUAUACCAUCUAUUACUGUAGCUGUCUAGUCAUUGCUCUAUAGAAAGAAAGUUAUCCCAACUAAUUUGUCAAUCUGUAAAAAUGAUAUUGGGCCCCAAGCCAAGGGUUGGAAUGAAUGGCGUCUUUUAAUUAAGCUGAUA
Molecule: messenger RNA, 3505 nt
Organism: Oryza sativa Japonica Group (Japanese rice)
Lineage: Eukaryota; Viridiplantae; Streptophyta; Magnoliopsida; Poales; Poaceae
Source: RefSeq, a predicted model, not a curated record